Molecule: messenger RNA, 1759 nt
Organism: Ochotona princeps (American pika)
Lineage: Eukaryota; Metazoa; Chordata; Mammalia; Lagomorpha; Ochotonidae
Gene: BTBD2
Product: BTB domain containing 2
Exons: 9
Coding region: 16-1569 (517 amino acids)
Biological process (GO): neurogenesis
Cellular component (GO): P-body; cytosol
Molecular function (GO): protein binding
Source: RefSeq, a predicted model, not a curated record
CGCCGCAGCGACAAGAUGGCGGCGGGAGGCAGCGGCGGGCGCUCGUCGUGCCCGCCGGGGGUCGGGCCGGGGGGCGCCCCGGGCCCCAGCGCCAACCACGCGGGGCCGGCCCCCGGGAACGCCGCCGCGGCCGCCGCUGCCUCGGCCGGGCCGCCCCCCAACGCCGCGGCCGGGCCGCCCCCCAACGCCGCAUCGGGCCCCGGGGCGGACGGCGCGCAGGCCGCGGGCGCCGAGCGCGAGGAGGCGGGCGCGCUGCUGCGGGAACCCGCCUACAACUGGCAGGCGUCGAAGCCCACGGUGCAGGAGCGCUUCGCCUUCCUCUUCAACAACGAGGUGCUGUGUGACGUGCACUUCCUCGUGGGCAAGGGGCUCGGCGCGCAGCGCGUCCCGGCGCACAGGUUUGUGCUGGCCGUGGGCAGUGCUGUCUUUGAUGCGAUGUUCAACGGGGGCAUGGCCACGACGUCCACGGAGAUCGAGCUGCCGGACGUGGAGCCCGCUGCCUUCCUGGCUCUGCUCAAGUUCCUGUACUCGGAUGAGGUGCAGAUCGGGCCUGAGACGGUGAUGACCACCCUGUACACGGCCAAGAAGUACGCCGUGCCGGCGCUUGAGGCCCACUGCGUGGAGUUCCUUAAGAAGAACCUGCGGGCGGACAACGCCUUCAUGCUGCUCACGCAGGCCCGCCUCUUCGACGAGCCGCAGCUGGCCAGCCUGUGCCUGGAGAGCAUCGACAAACACACGGCCGACGCCAUCGCCGCUGAGGGCUUCACCGACAUCGACCUGGACACGCUGGUGGCCGUGCUGGAGCGCGACACGCUGGGCAUCCGGGAGGUGCGGCUGUUCCAGGCCGUGGUGCGCUGGUCCGAGGCCGAGUGCCAGCGGCAGCAGCUGCCCCUGACGCCCGAGAACAAGCGCUCGGUGCUGGGCGCCGCGCUGGGCCUCGUCCGCUUCCCGCUCAUGACCAUCGAGGAGUUCGCGGCAGGCCCCGCGCAGUCCGGCAUCCUGGUGGACCGCGAGGUGGUCAGCCUCUUCCUGCACUUCACCGUGAACCCCAAGCCGCGCGUGGAGUUCAUCGACCGGCCGCGCUGCUGCCUGCGCGGGAAGGAGUGCAGCGUGAGCCGCUUCCAGCAGGUGGAGAGCCGCUGGGGCUACAGCGGCACGAGCGACCGCAUCAGGUUCUCGGUCAACAAGCGCAUCUUCGUGGUGGGCUUCGGGCUGUACGGCUCCAUCCACGGGCCCACCGACUACCAAGUCAACAUCCAGAUCAUCCACACCGACAGCAACACGGUCCUGGGCCAGAACGACACAGGCUUCAGCUGCGACGGCUCGGCCGGCACCUUCCGCGUCAUGUUCAAGGAGCCCGUGGAGGUGCUGCCCAGCGUCAACUACACGGCCUGCGCCACGCUCAAGGGCCCAGACUCGCACUACGGCACCAAGGGCCUGCGCAAGGUGACCCACGAGUCGCCCACCACGGGCGCCAAGACGUGUUUCACCUUCUGCUACGCGGCCGGCAACAACAACGGCACGUCCGUGGAGGACGGCCAGAUCCCCGAGGUCAUCUUCUACACCUAGGCCCCCCGCUCCCUGCCCGCCCGGGGCCGCGGUGGGGCGGCUGCCAGGUCAGAGUGCCCCGGGCGGGCAGCAGUGCCCUGGAUGAGGGCUCCCGCACUGUGUGGGGGGCCGUGGUUCCCUGGGGUUUGUCACCCCAAAGCCCCCCGAUGCCAGCUGCAGCCCAGGAUGUGCAGACGGGGUUGGGGCCCUG